AUGCCCAGGUCCUUCCUGGUCAAGAAGGUCAAACUUGACACGUUCUCUUCGGCAGACCUCGAGAGCUCCUACGGGCGCGCCCGCAGCGACCUCGGCGUGCGACUGCACGAUAAAGGACCCCUGCUAGGGAUAGCCGGGGAAUGCCGGGAGCUCCAGUGUAGGCAUUGGGUCCAGUGGGGCCGCCCACCUGUCAGGGCCAAGGCGCGCGCGGGGCCGGGGGCUGCAGGCGCUGGUGGCCGGCACGCGUGCGGCGAGUGCGGCAAAACGUACGCGACGUCGUCGAACCUGAGCCGCCACAAGCAGACGCACCGCAGCCUGGACAGCCAGCUGGCGCGGCGCUGCCCGACGUGCGGCAAGGUGUACGUGUCCAUGCCGGCCAUGGCCAUGCACCUGCUCACGCACGACCUGCGCCACAAGUGCGGCGUGUGCGGCAAGGCCUUCUCGCGGCCCUGGCUGCUGCAGGGCCACAUGCGCUCGCACACCGGCGAGAAGCCGUUCGGCUGCGCACACUGCGGCAAGGCCUUCGCCGACCGCUCCAACCUGCGCGCGCACAUGCAGACGCACUCGGCCUUCAAGCACUUCCAGUGCAAGCGCUGCAAGAAGAGCUUCGCGCUCAAGUCCUAUCUCAACAAGCACUACGAGUCGGCCUGCUUCAAGGGCGGCUCCGGCGGCGGCGGCCCUGCGGCCCCCGCGCCGCCGCAGCUCAGCCCCGUGCAGGCCUAGAGCGCCGGGGCUUCCGCCAGCCAGGUCGGCUCUCAGCAAUACGUGCCCCCGGGGAAGUCCCCGCCGGCGUCCGGACCGAGGGGCCGGAGGAAGGGCCCCUCCUCACAGCAAUAGGGGGAGGGGGACCGGCCCCACCUCGCCCCGCCCGCCAGGGGCCUUGCCGGCCCCUUCAAGCAAUAGGGUCCUGAGGGGAGACCCAUCCCGAACCCCGUCCCCUCCCCUCCAGGGUGCCCCAGGCUUUCUCCCAGCAAUAGGGUCGACGAGACCCGGAACCGAACCUCAUCUCUGAGUUGGGUCUCUGAAGACGGGGGUGGGGUUAGGUAGGGAAAGCCCUCUUUGUCCCCGCUCUGCGCUCCUGCAUCGCGUCGCAGAGACUCAGGUCUUCCCCACCCCUUCCCCAGCCUUCUAGGGCCCGGCCUGCGGCCCAGACGUCCAGGGAGCCGGUCCCUUCCCGGCAGCGGGCGGUGGGGAGGAGCAGGAGCGGCGGGGGCCUGAACAGGUGUCCCUGCGCCUGAGUCUUCGCCGAACUCCCGGGAGUUUCAGACGCUUUGGGGAUCGGGGAGAGGGGCGGACGGCGGCACCCCUCUGCCUCGGGGGCCUCAGUCCGAGCCGCCCUCCUACCCUCGCCUCGCAUCCUCUGCCAAAUCCGAAUUCUUCCAGCCCACCUUCCAGGGCUCUGUCCUCCAUAACGAAUAAUAAUGACGCAUAUCAAAUC
Messenger RNA from Galeopterus variegatus (Sunda flying lemur), 1438 nucleotides. RefSeq names its product scratch family zinc finger 1 (gene SCRT1). Bases 1 to 723 code for a protein of 240 amino acids. The transcript has 3 exons. Gene Ontology annotation, biological process: regulation of DNA-templated transcription. NCBI's taxonomy places the organism in Eukaryota, Metazoa, Chordata, Mammalia, Dermoptera, Cynocephalidae. Gene Ontology annotation, molecular function: RNA polymerase II cis-regulatory region sequence-specific DNA binding; DNA-binding transcription factor activity, RNA polymerase II-specific. The record is from RefSeq and is a predicted model, not a curated record.